Knipowitschia caucasica is the source of this 741-nucleotide messenger RNA. The record is from the annotation of a GenBank genome assembly. Lineage: Eukaryota; Metazoa; Chordata; Actinopteri; Gobiiformes; Gobiidae.
AUGCUCGGUUGUCUGGUGCGUGGCUGGACCUGGUGCGUGGCUAUCGACAAGGCUAAGGCUUUUGACAAGGCUAAGUCUGCAUUAGCUGAUGCAGCUCUUCUUGCUCAUCCCGACCCUGAUGCCCCCAUUGCUCUGACAACCGACGCUUCAGACUUGGCAGUUGGAGCUGUGGUGGAGCAGCAGGUGUAUGGAGCUUGGCAGCCACUGGCGUUUUUCCGCCGCUCGAGGAGAGAACGCUUGUGGGGGGCCCGUAGCUCCUGUGUGACGUUUCAACAGGGUGGCCGCGCCCAGUGGUCCCCGCGGGUUGGCGGCGCCACGUUUUUGUUUCUGUGCACUCCCUCUCUCACCCGGGGGUGCGAGCAUCGGUUAAGCUGGCAGCUUUGUGCGCUGCACUCGUGGAUGAUUGUUGGAUGGAUCGUCUGCCGUGGGUUUUACCUGGAUGAGUCUUCUGCGGAGUUGGUGUUUGGUCAGCCACUUCGUGUCCCGGUGGAGUUUAUGGUGGAGUCGGCCUCCCCGGGUCCCGGCCAGGCAAUUGACCCGUUUUCCUCCGGCGACGUUUUAGCUCCUGCCCCUGUGCACCACUACAUUCCGCAUACAUUUGUGCCGUCAGCGCUUCAGUCUGUUGACUUUGUUUUUGUGCGUCGUGAUGCCCACCGCUCGCCCUUCCAGCCUCCAUAUGACGGCCUUUUCCGUGUGCUUGAGGGGUUCAAAGGGUUUUGUUUUGGAUUUGGGAGGGUGUAG